Aspergillus clavatus NRRL 1 is the source of this 1644-nucleotide messenger RNA. Its product is annotated as Zn(II)2Cys6 transcription factor. Gene Ontology annotation, molecular function: DNA-binding transcription factor activity, RNA polymerase II-specific; zinc ion binding. NCBI's taxonomy places the organism in Eukaryota, Fungi, Ascomycota, Eurotiomycetes, Eurotiales, Aspergillaceae. The coding region runs from base 1 to 1644 and encodes 547 amino acids. Gene Ontology annotation, biological process: regulation of DNA-templated transcription. The transcript has 3 exons. The record is from RefSeq and is a predicted model, not a curated record.
AUGCCUCGGGCCGCGCAGAUGGUCAAACAGGCCUGCGAUGCCUGUCGUCGUCGCAAGGUCAAAUGCAAUGCACAACGUCCCUGCAGCCAGUGUCGAUCAGCUGGACUCAACUGUCAGACUUCGCUGGUCCGCCAGAAAAAAGGCCGACAGGGCCGAACCGCCAAUGUGCUCACCGAGUUGCGCACACAGUUGGCUGGAGACAACAAUAAUGAACCAUCCAGUCCGGCUGAUGCGCAUCAGACGGUAGGGGGUGGCAAUGGACGAUGCCAUUUCACUCGCUCUGAGCAUCUGCUGUCCCGAGAGCUGCUCCGAGAUUGCUCCGAGUACUUCUUUGCCCGCAUGCAAGGCACUGUGCCUAUUCUGCAUGAGGAGACAUUCCAGCGAUAUGUGGAUCAGAUGGAUACGUGCGUCCAUGCCUAUUGUCUGGUGGCAUCCUUCGGCGCGUUCGUGAUGAUGCAAACCGGCUACUCCUCCUGUCGGCCGGGCGAACAAUGGGCCAAGAGUAUGGUCAACGGUCGCGCAUUGCUAGAAGAGGCCACCGAGGCAAGGAGACAUCUCGACCCGCUGACCAUCCCGGUCCGGUCGAGUAUCACCAUUGCCUUUCUGCUGUACGGAUGCCAUAUCGCACUGGGGAAUCAGCGCCAUGCGUACUACUUUCUGCGCGAGGCGACCACCCUGUACACGGCCGGUAUGCUGGAUAGCCAGUCCGGUGCGUUGGAAGGGGACGGUGAACAUCCAUCCAUGUCGGGGAAGCUCUUUUGGCUGCUCGUCAUUUCCGAACGAGCCCAUGCCAUUCGCCGACAUCGUCCAGUCACCCUGCAAAUCACCGCCAGUAGCCCUUCACUAGACGAGCCCUCCGCUCUCGACGCAGCUAGCAUAGGAUUCCGCUGCCUGGCCGACCUCUAUCGCCCGUUCGACGAGUCGUUCCUUGGACUCUGGAAUGGCACGCAUACGACUUGUUCCCCCGAGGGCCUUAUCCAACUCGAUGAGCAUAUUCGCAAUGCUGUGCCCGCCGACUUGGAGCUUCCGGAUAUUCUCAUGGCCGAUCUGCGUGUCUCCCAGCAGUGGCUGCGCACUAUGAUCUGGCAGUUAUCCACCACGGCCGGGUUCCUCUCCAGCAAGGCGACGCACCCUUGUAUGGAGUUUCGCUAUCCGCUGGAGAUCGCCCGCGAUCUCUCCAUGGCAACGUGGAAACUAUCCCCUCAGAGUAUGGAGACUCAUGGCAUCGGGCUGAUUGAGAAGAUUUUUGAGGUCGCAUGCACCCUAACCGAUGUGAUGGCCUGUUUGUCCACGGCUGGCUUGCGCUCAUCUGCCUUCAGAUUAGGACCGCAAGACUACCUGAAACAUUUUUUCUCGCUCGUCCACAACCUUCCCGGUGGGCGACAGCGCUUCUUGCCCUUGCUGUUGACCAAGAUCGGACAGACGCUACCGUCAAUGCUACAACCCAUCACGCAGCAUUUGAAUCUUCCAGCAACAGCCACGGACCCUCCGCCCUCAUCCGACAAGGCAUCCGAAGUUUAUGCGGAUCUGUGGCCCGACGAUCAGUCGUACAGCGACUUCAAUUAUGCCGAGAUGAGUCGCAUUGGCGAUAAGACGCCCGAGAUCGAUGAAGCUUUCAUGCAGUAUUUGAACUCUAAAUCGUGA